This is a messenger RNA of Lynx canadensis (Canada lynx), 8137 nucleotides long. RefSeq names its product zinc finger protein 81 (gene ZNF81). Lineage: Eukaryota; Metazoa; Chordata; Mammalia; Carnivora; Felidae. Gene Ontology annotation, molecular function: RNA polymerase II cis-regulatory region sequence-specific DNA binding; DNA-binding transcription factor activity, RNA polymerase II-specific. Gene Ontology annotation, biological process: regulation of transcription by RNA polymerase II. The transcript is spliced from 6 exons. The coding region runs from base 314 to 2317 and encodes 667 amino acids. The record is from RefSeq and is a predicted model, not a curated record.
GGGGAGUUCUGUGUGGUCAGUGGUAGAAUCGGUUGUCUAACCGUAGUUGGAUGAUUCGAUCAUUAUUUUCCUCUUCUGUCAACGUUAAGAUCCUGAACUUCACUCCAAGACCCACAAGGUGUACUAUAGAGUGAUUCAACAAUUUGGUUUCUUGGAGUCUCUGUUGAGCCCGUGGGCCAGACCCCAUAGUGGAGGCUGCAGAAACUUCCUUCCGGCCCCAGCAGCUCUGUUUGAGUCCACGGACCCCACCUGGCUUCCGGCUCUUGGGAGGAGCAUCAGGAAGAGAGCUGGAGGGCUGAGGCCCAGCGGGAACAUGCCAGCCAACCAGAGCUCUCCCGGGCCAUCCCUGGCUCUGGCUGUGGGGAGAUGUGACAACCCGUGUGAGGGCUCCGUGUCGUUCGAGGAUGUGACUGUGGACUUCAGCAGGGAGGAGUGGCAGCAGUUGGACUCUACACAGAGACGCCUGUACCAGGAUGUGAUGCUGGAAAACUACAGCCACCUGCUGUCAUUGGGGUAUGAAGUUCCCAAACCAGAAGUCAUCUUCAAGUUGGAGCAAGGAGAGGAGCCAUGGAUUUUGGAGAGAAAAACCCCACAUCAGAGCUGUUCGGAUGGGAGGCUUGGGAUUAAGACCCCACAAAGAAGAAUUUCUGGAAAAGCUUCAUUUCAUAGUGAAAUGGAGGGUGAAGAUACAACAGAUGAUUCAUUGUAUUCCAUUUUAGAAGAACUGUGGCAAGAUUCUGAACAGAUUAAAAGAUAUCAGGAAAAACAGAGCAAACCUCUGAGUCAUGCUGUUUUCAUCAAUAAGAAAAUAUUGAAUACAGAGUGGGACCUUGAAUAUAAAGACAGUGGAAAAUUUGUGCCUUCAAGCCCAAAUCGUAUUCCUUCACAGAAAAGACCCCAUAAACGUGACUCAUUUGGAAAGAGUUUUAAGCAGAAUUUAGACUUACAUACUCCUAGUAAAAACAUUGCAACAAAGAAUUUUGAUAAAAAUAUUGGACGUGGUCAAGUUUUCACUCAGAGCUCUUCUUAUACUAGCCAUGCAAAUACUCCUACAGGAGGGCAAUUCUGUGAAAGUAAUCAGUGUGGAAAAGUCCUCAGCCUUAAACAAGCAUUCAGUCACAAUCUGAAAUUUCCUGCUGGGGAGAAAACAAAUGUGUGUACUGAGUUUGGGAAGAUCUUCACCCAGAAGUCACACCUCUUUGCACCCCAGAGAAUCCAUACUAUGGAAAAACCUCGCGAACUUGGCAAAUGUGUAAAUGUUUUUACACAGAAGCCACUACUCAGUAUAUAUCUGAGAGUUCAUAGAGACGAAAAAUUGUACAUAUGUCCUGACUGUGGGAAGGCAUUCAUCCAUAAUUCAGAAUUAAUUAUGCAUAAGAAAACUCAUACUAGAGAAAAACCCUAUAAAUGCAGUGAAUGUGGAAAAUCAUUUUUCCAGGUGUCAUCUCUACUUAGGCAUCAGACCACUCAUACUGGAGAAAAACUCUAUGAAUGCAGUGAAUGUGGGAAAGGCUUCUCCCUGAACUCAGCCCUCAAUGUGCAUCAGAAAAUUCAUACUGGGGAGAGACACCACAAAUGUAGUGAGUGUGGGAAAGCCUUUACCCAAAAAUCAACACUCAGGAUGCAUCAGCGAAUUCACACAGGAGAGAGAUCUUAUAUAUGUACUGAAUGUGGGCAGGCCUUCAUCCAGAAAGCACACUUGAUUGCCCAUCAAAGAAUUCAUACUGGAGAGAAGCCUUAUGAAUGCAGUGACUGUGGGAAGUCUUUCCCUUCUAAGUCACAACUCCAGAUGCAUAAGCGAAUUCACACAGGAGAGAAACCCUAUAUAUGCACUGAAUGUGGGAAGGCCUUUACCAACAGAUCAAAUCUCAAUACUCACCAGAAAUCUCAUACUGGAGAGAAGUCUUACAUAUGUGCUGAAUGUGGAAAGGCCUUCACUGACCGGUCAAAUUUCAAUAAACACCAGACCAUUCAUACUGGAGAGAAACCCUAUGUUUGUGCUGACUGUGGCAGGGCCUUCAUCCAGAAGUCAGAGUUAAUUACACAUCAGAGAAUUCAUACUACAGAGAAGCCUUAUAAAUGUCCUGAAUGUGAAAAAUCCUUCUCCAAGAAACCACAUCUCAAAGUACAUCAGCGAAUUCACACAGGAGAGAAACCUUACAUGUGUGCCGAAUGUGGGAAGGCCUUCACUGACCGGUCAAAUUUCAAUAAGCACCAGACAAUUCAUACUGGAGAGAAACCCUAUAAAUGCAGUGACUGUGGAAAGGGCUUCACUCAGAAAUCAGUUCUGAGUAUGCAUCGCAAUAUUCAUACAUGAAAGUAACCCUGUUUCUUAAAAAUGAGAAAGCCUUAUCACAGAAGUCAGGUCUACAUGUGUAUUAUGAAAUCUAUCCAAGACAGACCCUACAUGAAUACACUGCAUAAUAAAAAGCAUUUUUCAGGCUCUUGCACCUGAGAUGAGAAAAACUAUUCAAGAGACCCUCUAAGAAUGCAUUGAUUCAAAGGGACUUUUCAUAUUUGCAUGACUUCACAAAAUAGAAUCGAAUCCUGUCAGUUUGGGGAAAAUGCUGUCAGUUUGAUGCAUUAGGUAAAGCCUUCCUGUAGAAAGUGUGAUAAGGCAAAUUGUUACCCAAUUCUUUAUAGAUGGAGUGAGCAAAAUUAUGUAAAUGACAGUCAUGUUUACUGUGUUAUAUUAGGCAAUUUAAAGUGGCAACAAAGUGAAAGGAAGAACAACAAAAUAAUGUAUUUGAUGUGUAAACCUACACUCAGUUCUGUAGGGUGUUUGUGGCAGAACACAUUGCACAACAGAAGGAAUAAUUGAAUUGAAAUUCUUUUUUGAAUUUAAUAUAAUUGUGUCUGUCAAAUAUGUUUCCUAUUGAAUCCUCCCGCGAAUCCACAGUUUUAAUGUCAUUAUGGUUUUAUAUAUACCCACAUCUGCAGAUAUACUCUUACAUGAACACAUAAAUAUAAUCCUAUCAUUCAUACUGGUUUCCACAACAUUCUAUUUUUAUCUUCUUUAAUUGUGGUACAAUGCAAAAUAGCCACAGACCUCUCCCAUCCUUUUAUGCACACCCCUUUGCAAUGUUACUCUUUUUUUCUUUUAUUAAGAGGUAGAACUCUGUCUACUCCUUGACUCUCGGCUUGGCCAUGUGAUUUGCUUUGGCCAAUAUACAUUAGCAAAGAGAUUCAAGAAGAGGCCUGGAGAAAAGUCUGCCUUGAGGCUUAUCUUCUCUUGCUGCUCUUUGGAAUUCUGAGACCUUCCUGUGAAGAAACUCAAGAGUACUCAGCUGGAGGGUGAGAAGCCACAUGGAACAGAAAUGAGCCAGCACAGAUGAGGCCUCUUAGACCAACUGCCAGACAUGAGAGUGAGGCCUUCCUCAACCUCCAGCCCCAGCCAAACUGGCCCACACCAAAAGAGCCAUACCAGUUAACCAGGCCAACCAGAAUUGGGGGAUAAAUAAAAUGAUUCUUGUUUUAAGCUGCUAAGUUUUUGGUAGUUUGUUGCACAGAAAAUGCUAAGCAAUACCUAAAAGUGUAUACUUGCGGAGGUAUUGUACCAAAACCUAAGACAUGUGGCAUUAGCUUUGGGCCUGGGCGGCAGGUGGAGACUGGAAAAACAAUGAGGAAAACUGUUAAGAAAGGCUGAAAAAGAUGGCAGCUUAUGUUAUUUACUAAGGAAAAGAAUAACAAAACAGUUACCAUGCUGUGUGAGAAGAUAGAGAAUAUACCAGAUGAACUUGUGGAUCUGGCUAAGGAGAUUUCCAACAGAAUGUUGGAAAUAUCAAUUGGCUUCUUUUUAGCUGCAUAUGGUAAGGUACAAAAAGAGAUGAACUAAGGAAAUAACUGUUCCAUUUGCAAGCAGAAUUCAGAAGAAAUAUUUAAAAAGCCAGGACUUGCUGGGUUGGAAAGUAACUAUUUCUCACAUCUCCAGUCUCUCCGGACAUCAAAAUAUUCUCAAGGUGAAAAGUGGCCUCAGGGUAGAGAUCAAAUCAUGGGUGUGGCUAUAAGACCCUUUGUUAAAAUGUGUGGAAUAUUUAAGUUGGUGUUUGGGAAACUCUCUCAGCUAAACCAGAUGGCUUCUAAAAACUUCAUGACAUCGUCCAGUAACCUGACAUAUUGAUAAAGUAGAGAAGGGGCCUGUCUUAAAAAGAAUGGUCAGUGUGGCAUUUGGGGCAUGGAGUAAAUACAAACCAGAUUCAUAGAACACCUAUAAAGUUUCUAAUAGAGUUUUACUACCUCCAGGUUGGACUUAAAGGAAUUGAAACAGUCCAAAAUGAAAAGUGGUCUCUGGACUACCUUUUCUAACUUCUAUGAACAUGAAGCAAGCAGAGAAAGUUAUUCAGCUGCCAUUUCUUAUGGAAAAAGAAGGAUGUCUCAGAAAGGAGACCCAAGAACAAUAUAUUAAAAUGGACUGGGAAGCUGUUCCCAGGUAGAACUGUGACCCAAUCAAGAAACAUCCUGCCCCUGGAGCAGGGAGAUCUGACAACAUUUGCUCUGUGGGAUUUCAGAAUUAUUAUGGAACAGUGACUAAUAUGUGCCUCUUGUUCCUCCCUUCUUUUAAAUGAAAGUGUCUAUUGCAGUUCUCCAGUCCCUACCCUAUCUUUCCAUUUGUGUGUGUGUGUUUUGAGUAUGUGUGUGUGUGUGUGGGGGGGGGGUGAUGGUCAUAUAACCUACCAUUUAGCUCACAGGUCUCUGCAUCAAGAAACAAAUUGCACCCAAGGAGCUUCAGCCACAUCUGAACCUGAUACAGAAGACUUGAGGUCCUGGAUUUGAUGCCAUAAUUUGGGAUAAGACAUUUGGAGGUCUUGGAAUGAAGAUGAACAUAUUUUGCAUGGUGUGAUAUAUAAAUAGUGACCAGAAGAUAGAUUGUGUUAGAUAGAAAAACGUUACAAAUUUCUACCAUCCCUAUAUGUGUGUCCCUUUACAAUCUUUAUUUUGCUUUGUGUUUCAGUUGGGAUAACUUCUAUUAACCUAUCUUCAAGUUCACUAAUUUUAACCCCUUCCCUGUUAGGUCUGUUUAACCCCUACUUCUGUUAGGUCUACUGAUGAACCCAUGAAAGGCAUUCUUCAUCUCAGUUAUGUUUUCUUUUUUAUUUCUAGCAUUUCUAUUUGACUCUUCUAGUUUUCAUUUUUCUGCUGGAAUUCCCCAUCUGUUCAUACCUGUUGUUCACACUUCCCACCAUCCUCUCUAACAUAUGAAUCAUUGUUAUUUUAAAUUCCCUAUUUGAUAGUACUAACAACUGGGUCAGCUGAGUCUAGAUUUAUUUUUAUUGCUCUGUCUCUUAACAGCAGAUUGUUUAUUCUGUUUUGCAUCUAAUAAUUUUUGGCUGAAUGUAAGAUAUUGUAUGUAGGAGAGUAGAAACUGAGAUAAAUAAUAUUUAUUCCUGGAAAUAAUCAUGGCUGCUCUUUUGAUAAAUCAUUAGAGAGGAAGGGGGGAAGGUCCAUCUAGUCAGAAUUUGGGCUGGAUUUAGGUUUUGUUGUUGCUGUGGUUAUCUUCAUUGUACCGUAGACUUCAAAUUUCUCUAGUAUUACCUUGGGCUUAAUGUAGGCAUUGGUUUUACAGAUCAUUUUUCUCAAUAUUCUUGCACCACCCUUGCCUUUAGACCUUUCCUGUGUGCCUGCAUCUCAGGGAGGAUCUCUCUCCAUGCCCAUGUCUCUCCCUUAGUAGUAGACUACUGUUAUUACUUGGGUCGUAGUGACCCGAUGAGUAGGGGGCAGGAGUUGUCCUAAACCAACCUUAGUUUUAGGCAGGCCCUGUAUCCCUAGGUCUUGAGGGUGGUGCUUUUUCAGUGAUCCUGCACCUCCCCAUUGGUAAAAUGCCUUUAAUGGUCUGAGCUCAGGAUGAUUACCUGCCCUUCCCCCAAGAAUGGAAGUUUUUUUUUUUUUCCCUUUUCCCUUUUCCGUUUUCUCUAGCCACAGUGGAUCUGCACCUGUAUCUGGGAACAACAGGGUUUGCAUCACUUCUCUUUAAGUGGCUUAAGGCUUUUGUUCAUUAAGGAAAUAGGGUCCCAUUGGGGCUUCAUGCCAUUUCUGUAUCAGCAGCUUUCCCAUUGCAGGCCUAUACCACUGAGAGAGGCUUUCUCCAGUCUCCUUCCCUACCCCCAUUAUUUCUUGUGAGGAUCCAGUGGAGGUUUGUAGGGAAGAGCUUGCAAGUGAAGGCCAACUACCUUUAGGUCUCCAGCCCUCAGUGCUUCUGUAUUCUCAUAUUAUCCCACACUCAGCCUUUGAACUUCAUUAAAACUUCUUGCAACUGCUGGCAUGGUGGGCCCAUAUUCCUUCUUGCUUUGCCACAGGUGAUCCAGGGACAACUUCGUGUCUCCCUUGAGGCACUUGUCUUAUAUAUAAGCUAGUUGGUUGCUCUAUGAUCUUAGUUCUCUGGUGAGUUCAAGAAAAGUUAUGAUUUUAUAGAUUACCCAUAUUUUCUUCUUAUUAUAAGAAUGGGAGCUAUGCUCUUUCCAGAUGUCUAUAUCCUAGGCAGAAGCCAGAAAUCUGGACGGUCUCCUUUGGCCACUAGCAGCAGAAAAUAUGCCCCCCCCCUUCAAUGUGACUCUUCCACUUCACCCAUCAAGAGAGAGAGUCUAUUUCUCCAUCCCUUGAAACUGGGAUCGCCAUUUCUUUGGCCAAUGGGACAUUAGCAAAUAUGACAUAAGCAGAGGUUUGAUAAGUGCUUGCAUAUUGAGGUUUGCCCAUUCUUGCUCCUCUUUGGAAUCCGAAGGACAAGGGUUGUGCUAUUAGAUGAUGAGAGACUUCAUGGAGCAGUGAUGGAACAGAGAUGACCCAUCCCAGUUAAAGUUCCCUAUGCCAACCAGAUUUUCAUUUGCCAGACAUGCAAAUGAAGCUAUACUAACCACCCAACCCUAGCCACCCACAAGCCCACUGUGGUCAGUGUCAUCUGAGCUGACCCUGCAUGAUCCACACUUCCUGGUAUCCACGCCUUUUUAUAAUCUCCUCCUCAAGCUUGGGCUGGAUUUAGUGACUUGAUUCUAAUAAAUAGAAUGAGGCUGAGGUAAUGGGAUGUUACUUCCAAGGUGAGGUUACAGAGGGAUGUGGCUUCUGUUUUGGAUACUCAGAUGGCUCACCCUAGGGGAAGCUAGUUGCCAUCUCAUGAGGCAGAUCUAUGGAGAGACCCAUGUGAGUGAGUUUGGGAACAUAUCCUCCCAGCGUAGCCUUCAGAUGAGAGCCCCAAAUGACAGUCUUUUGAAGAUCUUCAGCCAGAGGCACCCUUCUGAGCCUCACUUGAAUUCCUGACCCACAGAAACUGUGAGAUAAAUAUUUGUUGUUUUAAGCUGCUAAAUUUUAGGGUAACUUGUAACAUAUUAAUAGAUUAAUAAUACACUGACCCAGACUAGAAAAACUCUGCCAUCCAUCUCACCCAUCCCAGACAACUCACAGAAUCAUGGAUUAAGUAUUGAUUGUUUUAAGCCACUAAGUUUUGGGUGGCUUGUUACCCAGAAAAAGGUAACUAAUACAUUUACUAUUUACUGAAUUUCCUUCUCCACUCUUCAUCUCCAACAGAUAAACAGUACUAAUCAACUACUAUGAACACUUUUCAUGUUUUAAUCUGUGCUCUUAAUUAUAUAUAGACAUAUGUAUGUUACCAUGCUUAUAAUCAGAGAGAAGCUAUGUAAGAAUUGUUUUUUUCCUUGAUUUUCAAAUAUGGGAUCUUCUCAUACAACUGUCUCUGCAUCUUGCUUUAUUCCCCAAUAAUAACUAUGUUGAAUGGUUGCAUGAUAGUUCAUAGGGAUGAAUAUAAAAUAGUUUAUUCAAUCUUUUUCUUAUUAAGGUUUAUACACCUGUCACUUCUCAGCCUUUUGGCUAAGAUCAAGUGAAGAUUUAGACACACACACACACACACACACAUCCUUUUUUCAACCUUUUGUUACUAGGAACAAUGCGGUUAAAAAUAUUAAGAGUUAGUUUGUAUAGUGGUUAGGUAGAUGGGCUCAAGAACCUGUCUGCUAGGGUUUUAAUCCUGGCUCUACUAGUUACUAGCUGUGUUACCGUAGGCAGGUUAGUUAACCUUUUUGUCCUAUUUUCUUCAGCUUUAAAGGAUGUUCACACUAGUACCUAUCUUAAAGAUUUGACAUGAGAAGUGUAUUAGCUUCUUAGGGCUGCUGUAACAAAUUGAGUGGCUUAA